AGAUAUGAAUAACAUUUUGGUGUUGCGUGAAAGAUUUUCAGCAGGGCACGACGCUUCUCUCGCUCUUGUUCGUCUUGUCCAAUGUCGAUUGAGGUGAUCGAGAUCUCUUCCUCCGACGAAGACGGCGAAGAAGAGUUCGAAGAGAAAGUGAAGACUAAGCUCAUGGCGAACAGAAGCACGGGAGGGGCUUCUUCGGGGGCAAAGCAAUACUCGAUCUGGGGAUCAAAGAGAGUCGAGGAACCGUGGGAAUGGGAUGAAUACGAAGAGGAAGAAUACGAGUACGAAGAAGAUGAGGUGGAAGAUGACGACGACGACGAUUGCUUCAUUCUCCCUAACAAUCCCUCCCUCGGUGACCAACUCGAUCUCAGCCGUCGUCUAACCCUCGACAGCCCGCCGCUGUCAGAUGACGUCGCGAUCAUUGCGGAACGAGGCAAGGUCGCUUGUAGAGAUUAUCCCCAUUCAAGGCACUUGUGUGGAAAUUAUCCCUUCAUCAAGACACCCCACAAAAGCCACUGCCAAAAGUGCUACUGCUAUGUUUGCGAUGAACCUGCUCCUUGUGACCGAUGGGAAAAGCACUGUGAAGCAUCGGACAAGCAUAUUUUAUGGAAUGACAUGAGGAGAGACCAUCGAGCAGCUCGGCAAAAGGUUAAGCCUGAAUCAUAGUUCCCUCUUGGUAAGUAGCUCAAAUGCUAGUUCAUGGGCAAACCUGAGUGUCUUGACAGAAACAAUGGUUGUGUUUAUCAGAUGCUUUUGCUUUGUGAAAAGGUGGACUAUCAGCGAUUAAAAACCUUUUUUUUUUUUAAUCAUGAUCAUGCAAUUGUUGAAGAAAAGGUGAUAUCGUUGUACAAUUAAAAGCCUUUUAACUUCUCCAGGGCUGCUAGAAUAACAUAAUUUAUCUGCCUGCCGGUAUUCAAGGGUGAUAUCAUUCAUUCCAAA
Messenger RNA from Zingiber officinale, 936 nucleotides. RefSeq lists its product as uncharacterized. The record is from RefSeq and is a predicted model, not a curated record. The transcript has 3 exons. Lineage: Eukaryota; Viridiplantae; Streptophyta; Magnoliopsida; Zingiberales; Zingiberaceae. The coding region runs from base 82 to 663 and encodes 193 amino acids.